AUGGCUCCGAAACCAGCUUCGAGGCGCGAUGGACACGUCGCCACCGAGGAUUGCGGCGGAGCACGCGGGAGGGGUCGAGGUCGAGGCGGCGCGAUGCACGCCGAGCCCCGUGCCGUGGGACCUGGAGGUAGGCACGGUGCCAGACCUACGCAGCAGGCUCGGGGAAUGGGGGAGGAAAUCGGCGCUCACAGUCAUGGUCAUAAUACUUCUCAUAAUACUACUGGUGCUGCUGCUACAAGCACUAAUCACUCCAGGCCACAUACUCACGCUCCGCAUUCUAAGGCGCAUCCGAAUACACGCAGCAUUAACUCUCAUUCUAAGGACGGGGGGGCGAUGGGUGCCAGCUCGGGUGGUCCCAAGAAGCCACUGACCGUGCAAACCGGUGUUGGGUUGGCGGAACCUGCUUCCGACUUUGACCUCCCCUCCCCCACUCCGCUCGCUGCUCCGCUCGGCGCGCCAGUUUCCGCGCCUACGGCGUCCACGCUAGAAGCAGGAGGCGGGUCUGCGGAGAUUCCGCCGCAUGACCCCGGCUCGCCUACUCCGCUAGCAGCGCCUCUUGCGGCUCCGCGGAGUUCAUCUGGAGGUGCUUCCGCGGGUGCGCCCGCGCAGGCGGUCGAUCCUGGAUCCCCGACUCCGCUUGCUGCGCCGGUUGCGCGCACGCCAACUCCAAUUUCCACAGCGGCGGUAACCGAAGCUUCUCCGCAUGACCCGGGAUCCCCCACUCCACUCGCUGCGCCGGUUGCAGGCGGCGGCGGCGGCGGCGGAGUGGAUGCGCCCCCGCACGACCCGGGCUCCCCCACUCCGCUGGCUGCUCCGUUGGGGGGGAAAUCCGUGGCAGGCGGAGGCGGGGGGGGGAGCGGCGGAUCUCCACCGAAGGCAGGUCACGGUGCAGGGGAGGAAGGCGGGGAGGACGCGGAAAGUAGUGAUUCGGACGAAGAGUUUCUUUCACAGUACAAGCAGCUAACCAAGUCCAAGUCACGAGGGCGAAACGAGGGGGCAUUGCUAGUGGGAGGUAGCGCGAAUAGCGGCAGUGGAAGCGGAGCAAGCGGGGGAGGUUGCGGGGUGGGAUCGGGAGCAGGGGGGAGUGGCACAGGCGGAAGUGGGGGGGAAGCGAAGCCUGGACCAGGGGGGAUAGGGGGAAGAAGCAGGGGCGGGCCUCCCCCUGUCCCUACCGCGCAUGGUAACAAAAGCGGGGGUGGCGGGGGGGCAGCAUUGGGCGCAGGAGGGGUAGGGGGCCACUCAGCGAAAGGGGGGAUGUCAGCUGCAGCAGCAGCGGCUGUAGCGGCUGUAGCAAGCAAGCACGGCGGGCACAGCAGCCCAGUAGCAGCGGUGGGGAAAGCAGCGAUGCUGAUAGAAGAAGCUGUGAAGCCGCCAUUACUGAGGAGCAGAUCGGGAGACACGGCCCGAGCCCACCCCGCUGCUGCCGUCGCUGGCGCUGGUGGUGGCGCUUGUGCCUCCACUCUCUCUGGGUUGGGACUGGGGACUGGUGGAGGUCCGGGUGUUGGAGGCUCGGGUGGUGGAUUGGGUGGAGGCUUGGGGGGCAUGGGUUGCCACUCUCUCUCCAGUCGGCAAGCAGAGAUGCUUCACAACGCUCUAAGAGCGCCUUCUAGGUGCCACUCGGAUAAGGGCAUGCACGGGUUGGGAGGGGGGAGGGACGCGAGCGGGGGCAGCCCCCCGCUGCCUGUGGGGAAACGGGGACUGGAGGAGGGGAGGAGAGGGGGGAGCUGCAAGGAGGGGGCCGCGGUAGGGGGAGGAGAGGGCAUGGGGGUUGAUGCGGAUUUGUUUGGAUCAACGGGGGGGAAGGGCGGGGCUGUGGACGAGGAUUUAACCUUCAGUGGUUGUGGCUCUUCUGCUGCCGCUGCUGCUGCUGGUGCUGGUGCAGGUGCUGGUGGUAGUGGUGUUUCUCCUGGUGGUGUGGCAAUAGCAGCGGUGGCACACCUAAAAGCACAAGAGCACAAGUUAUCCAGAACAAGAAGCGUGGAGAGUUAUUCAAGACAAUCAGGCGGAGGAGGGGGGGCGACAGGGAGGGGGGGUGUGGGGCAUAGCAGAUUCGACGGUGGAGGGGCAGCAGGAGGGGUAGCAAAGGCAGGCGUGGUUGGGGGUCAGAAGCCUGUUUCAUCAGCAGCAGCGGCGGUUCCUGUGGCAAUAGCAGCAGGAGCUUCAACGGUGACAGCGCUAGUGGUAGAAGAUGGUGAUUCUGAUGAUGAUGAUGAUGAGGAGGAGGACGAUGAGGGGGUAGGGGUGGGGGCUGGAGUGGGGAUACAGGAAGAAGAUUUGUUUGGUGCACGCGAAGGGAGAAAUCAGUUGGUGGACGGUUCAGGAGCUGGUGUGAGGAGUGAUAAAGGAAGAGGGGUGGUGGGUAUGGGAAGGGGAAGGGACGAGGUUGCGGAAGAGAGCGCCAUGUCAGAUGAUGACGAUGACGAUUUGCAGGAGAUUUUGCAGGCUAUGCAUAGGAGGGCCUCUUGA
Messenger RNA from Closterium sp. Naga37s-1, 2466 nucleotides. NCBI's taxonomy places the organism in Eukaryota, Viridiplantae, Streptophyta, Zygnematophyceae, Desmidiales, Closteriaceae. The record is from the annotation of a GenBank genome assembly.